AUGGCUCGUUCCGCCGUUCUUUCAACCGAUAGUUGGUCUGGUCCUAAAAUCAACAAGAAAAAACGCGGCUCGAGCCCGAAUGCAGCAUCCAUCAUUCAAUCGUCUGGCCCUCCAGCUCGACCGUAUGAACGCCUUAAGGCGGCUCAGCGUCGCGCAAAGGCGGCUCACGAAUUAGACGAACUGCUAGAAGGUGACAGCAAGGUUGCAGCGGCGGAAGCGACCACGGAUACAGGUGGUGUGGACUCUGAUUCCAUCAUCUUCUUAGUCGCGACGGAGCUGGCACUUGCUCGAGUGCAGGUGGAGGGUGCACAACGGCAGGUUGAUAUGCUGCCCACCAAUGCAGACGAGGAGCAGCGCAUUGCCAAAUCGAAAAAAGGUUGCUACUUUGUGGUUCAUGCUUGUGCGCUGGAACUGGCUAUUGCCGUAGAAGCUUCUACGGGCAAUGAGGCGCCUGCUUUCGAUUACGAGGAUGACCUUUUGCCUACUUUGGAAUACGAAUACCGUGCGGCCGGAGCGGCAGCCUCCCGAAAAACUGAUGAAGUUAUGAAAGCCACGAUUACACUGAAUGUAUAA
Molecule: messenger RNA, 573 nt
Organism: Peronospora matthiolae
Lineage: Eukaryota; Oomycota; Peronosporomycetes; Peronosporales; Peronosporaceae
Source: the annotation of a GenBank genome assembly